Messenger RNA from Vanessa tameamea, 1083 nucleotides. RefSeq lists its product as uncharacterized. The transcript is spliced from 5 exons. NCBI's taxonomy places the organism in Eukaryota, Metazoa, Arthropoda, Insecta, Lepidoptera, Nymphalidae. The record is from RefSeq and is a predicted model, not a curated record. Bases 128 to 997 code for a protein of 289 amino acids.
UCAGCUGUCACCAAGCGGCCAUGUCAUAUUAAAUAAUUAUUUAUAUCAAACCUAAUAUUAAAAAAAGCUGAAAAUGUUACACCGAAAACAUAAAUAGUUAUAAUUAAACCCCCCAUCAACACUUACAAUGACGUUAAUAAUCAGUUACCUGAAAUUGUUAUCAACAAAGAAUUUUUUUACAAAGAUGCCAUCAUAUAAAGUUAAAACGAUCAAUUUUUAUGAAUUCAAGCGAAAUUACGCCGAUAAGCCCAAAACUGAUUCAAAAUCGAAGCAAAUAAUGGUACAAGGUACAGAAGACGAGCCCCGGAUGCGAGUACGCCGUGCCCGACCCGCAGAUGUGCCUCGUAUCCUUCGAUUUGUGCGAGAAAACUCUCGGCUGGCAUGGCCAGGACUCAUUAACAAGACACCUGGCUCCAAUAGUUAUAAUGUCGUGUUAUCUGAUUACAUCGCCAGAACCUUAGCUCAAGGUCACUCAAUGCUAGCUGAACAACAAGAAGCCAAGCGCGGCUGGUCACAAAUCCGAGGUCUCGCAAUAAGUACUUCAGUGUGUCCUUGGGACGCGACGAUGUUGGAAAAAUGGGCUCGCUGUAUGCGUUGCUCUCGAUCACGAAAACUGAUGUUGUUUACAGCUCAUUGCUUGAGAGCGCCAGCCUUACAUGAGAAAUACAGUGUGCAUAAUAUAUUACAAGUAAUAUUGAUGGUACCGCCAGAUGUCCCACGAGCGUCUGAGAUUAUUCAUAUGCUCGCCAAAAACUCCAUUCAGAGAGGACGAGAUUCAGGAUUUCCAGUGCUACGCUUUGAUGUGGCUGACAAUAAGCUUAUAGCAAAAGUGUUGGAUGAACUACGAUUAAAAAAAGAAUAUGAAUUAAACCUUGAAGUUCUUCCGAAUGCUAUAAAAUUAGCGUUGAACGAUACGCCAAAUAGUGAAGAAGCGGUUGAAAACAAAGAAAAAACUAUUAAAGUUUAUACAGCGUUUCCUAAGACAGGAAAAACAUGACACUUAAUAUGGCAACUUGUUUGAAUCUUAAUUGGAACUGACGGUUUGGUGAUAGCUGAAAAUAUACAGAAUUUACUGAAUACAAA